AUGCGGCGGAGGCUGGUGCUCCUGCAUGGUGGCGGUAAUGGUGCAGGGUACAGCAGCACCCCUUGCCCAGCCCCUACACUCCUAAGGCCUGCAGGGGAGCAUCUCAGGCAGAGAGCGGUUAUCUCAGCCUCGCCACACGCCUGCACCGUUCACUGCAUUGCCAAGUACACCGUAACAACUCCGACACUUAACAAGCGGAACAACACUGAUAUGGAUGAUGUACGCACACUGUACUCCGCUGCCAUCACCCAAGGAAGGUGGUCAGCAGUGUGUCAGGGUGUGGUCAACAGCGUCAGUGCAGUCAGCAGUGUUUUAAGGUGCAGUCAGCAGUGUCAGUGCAGUCAGCAGUGUGUCAAGGUGCAGACAGCAGUGUGUCAAGGUGCAGUCAGCAGAGUGUCAGUGCAGUCAGCAGUGUGUCAAGGUGCAGUCAGCAGUGUGCCAAGGUGCAGUCAGCAGUGUGUCAAGGUGCAGUCAGCAGUGUGUCAAGGUGCAGUCAGCAGUGUGUCAAGGUGCAGUCAGGAGUGUGUCAAGGUGCAGUCAGCAGUGUGUCAGUGCAGUCAGCAGUGUGUCAAGGUGCAGUCAGCUGUGUGCCAAAGUGCAGUCAGCAGUGUCAAUGCAAUCAGCAGUGUGUCAAGGUGCAGUCAGCAGUGUAUCAGUGCAGUCAGCAGUGUGUCAAGGUGCAGUCAGCAGUGUGCCAAGGAGCAGUCAGCAGUGUCAAUGCAGUCAGCAGUGUGUCAAGAUGCAGUCAGCAGUGUGUCAGUGCAGUCAGCGGUGUGCCAAGGCAAUAAUGCGUCACGGCGUCAGGCGUGCCAGUGUUAUGAGCAGCGUCAGUGUCGCCAGCUGUGUCCCGCCAGAGACGAAACUAGCGUCACAGUAUUACCAGAAACCCAGCGACUGUUACAUGAAGGUGACAGGGGAGAGUGUAACGGUGUGAGUCUCUUGAGGAACGCCGGUGAUUUACGAUAUUAUGAUCCUGGGUGA
Scylla paramamosain (green mud crab) is the source of this 981-nucleotide messenger RNA. RefSeq lists its product as uncharacterized. The transcript is spliced from 3 exons. NCBI's taxonomy places the organism in Eukaryota, Metazoa, Arthropoda, Malacostraca, Decapoda, Portunidae. Bases 1 to 981 code for a protein of 326 amino acids. The record is from RefSeq and is a predicted model, not a curated record.